CCAGCGGCUUUGCCGUAGUAUUUUCCGCCCGUGGAUCCGUUUGCCUUGUCAUAUUCCGCUCCUAUACGGAUGAGACAAAGGGCGACGGCGACGAACAUAUCGACUGAAAAGCAUCACAAUGUUCAAAAGGUUGGUGAGGGAGCGACUCAUGGCGGCGGCUGACGAAAUCUUCGCGCUGUUCGAAAGAACCAUAGCGUCGUACGAGGAGGAACUUUGUCGAUCGAGAGAGGAGAACGAGCGACAACUACGCCGAUUGGAAAUUGUUAGCAAGAUUCACACUGUGCUACACGUCGAUGACGUACCGCAGCUGAUCGGUGGUCCAGAAGAACGUCCCGCUCAGGUAGAGGGGGACUCCACUUUGCUACAGGAGGCCGCCCAGCCCCCCCGCGUCAAAGAGGAAGAGGAGGAACUCUGGAUCACCCACGAGGGCGAGCCGGAGGAGGCUGAAUUCACCAAGCUGCCACUGACUGUCGUCUCGGUGAAGAUCGAAGACGACGAAGACAAGCCGCAGGCGGACGCCCUCAUGGCGCCGCUAUCCGACAGCGAGGCCGAGGGCAGGGCUGCCGGGACGCUGAGGGGAGAGACGGGCGACGUGAGGCCUCACGCGGAUGACAAACGCUCCGAACACGCCAACGUGGAGGCGGCGCCGCCGAGAGAACGUUUCAUCUGCUCGGUUUGCGGUGAAACCCUUUCUUUCCGGAGCGCUUUGACUCGCCACAUGCGGACUCACAGGGGGGACAAGCCCUUCGGUUGCUUGGUUUGCAGCCGAACCUUUGCUCGAAAGGACAUCUUGAUCGAACACAGAAAGACACACAGCGGCGAGAAAGCCUUCGGCUGCUCCGUUUGUGGCGACAGGUUUGCCCACAAGACCACCUUAAACAGACACAUGAGAAGGCACACCGGAGAAAAACCCUUUCGAUGCUCAUUCUGCGGCAAGCUUUUCUCUCAGAAGAUCCACAUGGUGAAGCACGUGGCGAUCCACACGGGACAAAAGCCCUUCGCCUGCUCGGUCUGUGGUAAAAGCUACGCCCUCAAGUCCAAAAUGGUCACACACAAGAGAACGCACGUGAUGAGAAAAGCGCUAAGGUGUGGCGUUUGCGGCGAUAAAUUCACUCACAGGUUUUCCCUGAAUCUCCACAUGGAAACGCACAAAGAAGAAAAACACUUCAGCUGCCCGGUUUGUGGCAAAGCCUUCUCCCUGAAGAAGAUUCUCAUUGGACACAUGAGGACGCACACGGGGGAAAAGCCGUUCACGUGCUCGCUGUGCAACAGAGCGUUUUCCCUGAAGAAAAUACUGACCGUGCACAUGAGAACGCACACGGGGGAGAAACCCUUCAGUUGCUCAUUUUGCAGCAAAGGCUUCACUCAAAAGGCGCACAUGCUGUCGCACAUGCGGACGCACACAGGGGAGAAACCCUUCAGUUGCUCCAUCUGCGGCGACACGUUCUCCCAGACGUCCACUCUGAAACGACACAUGAGGACCCACACGGGAGAGAAACCUUUCCGUUGCUCGACCUGCGGCGAAAGCUACUCCCAAAAGAGGAGUCUGACGGCGCACAUGCGGACGCAUGGCGGAGAAUAAACGUCGCCGCUCCACGCUUGCACCGAACCAACACGGACGCUGGAGCUCUUCGCUCUCUGGGUGUUUAUCGGCGACGUGGAAGUACACAAACCCUUGAUAGCACACCUCCAAAGGGCAGGAAACGUAUGUCUGCUGGAUGAGGUCUCUGUCCUAUUUUAGCCAAUAAAUGUGGUAACGUUGGAUCGAUGUCCAGGAACCUGUAAUGUUUGCGAUGGUCUAAUCCAGAGCUGGCCAAAGCGCUGCCCGGGAUUCCAAGAAUAGAAUUUAACAAGCAAACUAAAAAAAAUUGAAAAAUCAGUCCAAAGUCGGCAUUCUCUGAGAAUAAUGUCAUACAAAGAGGAAAAAUAACCUCAAUUCAGUCGAAUGAAGGUGAUGUAUUGAAGUCAUACGAGCAAAAUAUGAGUUUGUCUACAGAACCUUGCCGAACGUGUCUACUCCGAUUCUCAAUCGGUGAACGGCAGACAUGAUAUUCUCCAUCAGCCAACUCCAGGAGAACAGAACAUGGUAUGUCGCCUUCAUCAUCACCAAAGCUUUGAUCUGGUCAGCAGACAGGACCUUGUCAAUAUCCUCCCAAAGAUCGGAAGCCCACCAAAAUUAGUCAGCCUUCUCUGGAAAAAAAGACAACCCUGGUCUAAUCUGUCCUAAAGUCAUCCGAAUUGUGUCAACUUCUGGCCAAAAGGAUUGAAAAACUGGAAAACGACCCUGCGGUGAUGACGUGCUCGUGAUUGACGUCCAUUGACUCCAUUGAGACACCAAGACUCGCUGGCAAGACAGCUAAUGGCAGCGCGGUGGGGGGGUUAACGGAGACAUCGCUGGCGCAGCACUGCUGCCAUCUGGUGGCAGAAUUGAAGACUUGCUUGAGAAGGAAACCGCUUAGAAAUUGUCUGUGCACUAAUACAACAAUGUUUUUCUUUAAUGUUGUCCCUCCCUAGUAUAUCGUGGUUUGAGUCAAUAUUGUUGGCUGCUUUUCUUCCAGUGUCUUCCCACCAUUCCAUGUGCUUUUAUUGACGAGGUCUUGUUGACAUUCCAAAAUUCCACAUUCCAUUUUCAAUUCCAACCAAGUCAACAUGUCUUAUUAUCAACCUCACUUUUUGGCUUUCCCCCUUUUUUCCAGGGGUCACCACAGCAAGACAAAUCAUCUUCCUGAUGCAACCCAGGCCAGGAAUCAAACCAUGAAAGGUACGCUUGUACCAUUAAAGGAUCCCUGACAUGAUACAUCAACUUUGCUCAAAUGUGUUAUAGUAUAUUGUUUGACGUGAAGGAGCACAAAGAGACGUCCGCAGAGGAUGCUGGGUGGACAGAAGACCAGCCCAAUAUCUCAUACGCUUCUGUUGCGUGGAGAUCUGGUCCACAAGUGAGAUUGCUGGGAUGCAUUCAGGAUUCAUGGAGAUUUUAACAACCCUUCCCGAUCUCUUCACAGGCAAUGAACUCAAAGAUUUUGUAUGCAUUUACUGAAAAUGUGCUGAAAGAUCAAUACGUGCACAACAACAAACAAUCUACAAGACCGGAGACCAAACACCAUUUCCAAACUCCAGCUGGGACUAUUUGCAUUCAGUUCAGGAGCGAACAAACAAACAAACAAACGAUCACACAGGAGAGGAAUCCAUUCACGACGAGAUCAACCAACUUCGCAUUACCAUUCAAUCACUUGUUGGACUUCAACUCAUCUUCUACAUCUCCAGCAGCUAAUUUUAUGAGAAAGUCUAAAUAGUCACAUGUGAUGUUGAAUGUUUCUGUGUACUUUUCACAUCCAACCCUGAAGGGACUGCUUGCAACCUAACCAGGCCAACUUUGGGCGCUUUGUAACUUAGGAAGUUGUUGUAGUAAUACAUCUUGUAAGCCCCGCCCCAGCUAUGUUAGAUCACUCAGUUUAGCUGCAAAAUGUUAGCUAUCAUUGAAUCUAUUCCAGAUUGUCAGUCAAUAUCAGAUCAUUCUGAUGCCAAUUGGGACAACUCAAUGGUUUCUCUUUGAAAGCACCAUGGCUAACAUGCUGACGUUCUUCCAUUUCUUGGCUGACCUUGAGAGUUGCAAACAGUCCCUUGAAAUAUUUCUAUAUUACACAGUUUGACUCAGUGGGGGCGUCACCCUACAUGACGAUGGCUUCAUGAUUGGACGGUUUCUAGUGAGCGUCCAAAACAAUGUAUGCUUCAAAUGCUGCCUGGCCCACUGGCACUCCGUAUCGAUGACUAAAUAACAAUACGAACUAUAUAACACGUAUUCUCAUCCGCGGUAGCAAGACAAGGUGGUCUGAUUGGCUUCUGGCUGCCCCGUUCCUGCCCGACACCCCGUGACACCCCCAUGAUCUUUUCCCAUAACGAUAUAACGAUAUAGCCAUUCAUGGUAUUCCAAUACGUGCUACUGGAUGUUGGAAUUUUCUUUGGAAUCAAUCAAGUAUGGUUGGCACAAGUGGUCUCCCAAUGCUUAUCACCCACCCCCAAUUACCCACCCACCCCCAUGAAAGUUACAUAGCCAUAUUUAAAUACCCCAAUCCCCCGCCCCUCCACACCGUCUUCUAUGCUCCACUAGGGUAACUGCUUCAGUUGUGCUGUGAAUUAUUGACUUUUACUGGAGGCACGCGGAUUUGGAAGUCAUGCGGGAAUCUGGUAUCAUACUUUCCGGGGACCAUGACACCUGUACGGUUCAAGUACCAUUUGACGCCUUUCAGCACAAACUGGAUGGGACAACAUCGCUUGACCUGUUGACCUGUGUGUCCGCAUGUGUACGGUCAGAUUGCUCUGCCGACGGAACGCUUUAGGGCAGAGUGAACAGGAGUAUGGUUUUUCCCCCGUGUGCGUCCUCAUGUGUGAUGCCACGUUUGCCCUCUCAGAGAAGCUUUUACCACAAACGGAACAACUGAAAGGUUUUUCUCCAGUGUGUGUUCUUUGGUGUCCGCGCAGAGACACCUUGGUGCUGAACGCUUUGCCACAAAUUGAGCAACAGAAAGGUUUUUCUCCAGUGUGCGUCCGCAUGUGAGAUACCACAUGUAAAUUUCGAGAGAAACCUUGACCACAGACGGAGCAGCGAAAAGGCUUUUCCCCAUUGUGCAUGCGCGUGUGAGCUGUCAACUUGGCCGGCUGAGUAAACGAUUUUGCACAAAUUGGACAGGAGUAAGCUUUGUGUGUUGCCACGUGUUUGGUCAUGUUUGACUUUUGGGAGAAGCCUUUACCGCAAACCGAGCAGCAGAAAGGUUUCUCUCCAGUGUGUGUUCGCAUGUGAUUUACAAUACUUGACUUUUCAGUGAAUCUUUCGCCACAAACGGAACAACUGAACGGUUUUUCUCCGGUGUGCUUUCUCCUGUGUUUCAACAUGUUGGACUUCUGGAAGAAUCUUUCGCCACAAGCGGAACAACUAAAAGGUUUCUCUCCAGUGUGUGCCUGCGUGUGUUUUACCAUAUUUGACUUGUCAGAGAAUCU
Messenger RNA from Doryrhamphus excisus (bluestripe pipefish), 4995 nucleotides. RefSeq lists its product as uncharacterized. Gene Ontology annotation, biological process: regulation of transcription by RNA polymerase II. Gene Ontology annotation, molecular function: DNA-binding transcription factor activity, RNA polymerase II-specific. NCBI's taxonomy places the organism in Eukaryota, Metazoa, Chordata, Actinopteri, Syngnathiformes, Syngnathidae. Gene Ontology annotation, cellular component: nucleus. The record is from RefSeq and is a predicted model, not a curated record.